AUGCAUCUUGUGAGGAAGGGGAGAGUCGCCUUAGGCGCCAGUAUCGUCGGGACGCUUCGCUUUCAGGCCGACAAAGUGUCAAUUUUUCGACAUCAUAGCACAACAACUCCUAGUCCAAGGACGACGCAACCAAAGAUGCAUACACUCAGUGAAAAUAAAGCGGACGCCUCCGCCUACGCAUUUGGUGACGAUCUUGCCAACUACUCUUCUUUACGGCACAACUUCUACUUGUUACUGCACGGCCGGCGCAUGUGGUUGCCGUUGGUCAUGCUGGGUAUAUACAAUGUUCUUGCGCCGCUGUACCUCACCACCUGGAUCACUAAUGCCCUUUAUUGGAGUGGAUGUAUUUUACUGCAGCGCUACAGCGUGCGGGGACGAAUGAACCGCCUCCGAAAGGACUUCACUGACCAUGUUUGCGUUGUUACAGGUGGAACAAGUGGUAUUGGGCUCUACACCGCCAUGCAACUGUGGGAAAUGGGAGCUCACGUAGUGGUCGCCUCCCGUCCAGGAAAGGAAACAGAGACAAGAGAGUUUAUUCGGAAAAACUGUCGGCUCCCAAAGGAGUCAGAGGAGGACACACCACUGGAACGCUUGACCUUUGUGUCGGUUGAUUUAUCAGAUCAAUUGGAAGUCAUGGCAGCGGCCGCCCGCAUUAAGGGAAUGUUCGAUAACCGCGUAGACUUGUUGGUGAAUUCCGCCGCUGUGUGGCGCGAGGUGCCGAACGCAACGCGAAAGGGUCUCGAAGAGCAUAUUGCAACCAACUUCCUUGGCCCAUUCCAUCUAACAGAGGCAUUACUGCCAUCACUGCGUCGGUCACGUCGUGGCGGCCGCAUUGUUUACGUUACAUGUGCAUCGCAUAACGGCGUUCGUCGUGCCGAUGUUGUUCGCGAGCGAAUGACCCUGAAACCAUCAGAAGAUACACAGCAGCUAACGGCACGCUGCUACAGCGCAUCAAAGCUGGGUAAUAUUUACCAUGUUCAGUCCCUAGCCGCUAGGCGCUACGAAGGUAUUCCACUGAACACGCCUUCGGCUGACCUGCGGCCAGUGGAUGUUUGUGCUGUUGAUCCAGGGUUCUGUGCGACAGGUCACACAUGGCGAGAGAGUCCACCAUUUCUUGGCACGGGUUUGUUGGGCCGUGCGCUUCGCUCAUUAUGGAUGAAGGACGGCUAUGAGGGAAGCCAAACAGUAGUGAAUUGUUGCGUGCGGGAAGAUCUGGAAAGUGGCGGUUUUUACGCAGCAUGCAUGUGCAUGCCGUCAGGUCUCAGUCGCCGGGCGCACGACUCCAAGAGUUGUCGUGAGGUGAUGCAGUGGGCAAUGGCGAAAGCAAUUGCGAGGUACUACACCGUAAGGCCGCGAGCAGAUAACAAAGGGGACACCAGCAGCAGUGUUAGUAAUAACCUUAGUAAGGUUAGCAGUGCGAACUGA
Messenger RNA from Trypanosoma brucei brucei TREU927, 1425 nucleotides. RefSeq names its product short-chain dehydrogenase, putative. The transcript has a single exon. NCBI's taxonomy places the organism in Eukaryota, Euglenozoa, Kinetoplastea, Trypanosomatida, Trypanosomatidae. Bases 1 to 1425 code for a protein of 474 amino acids. The record is from RefSeq and is a predicted model, not a curated record.